Molecule: messenger RNA, 3096 nt
Organism: Folsomia candida
Lineage: Eukaryota; Metazoa; Arthropoda; Collembola; Entomobryomorpha; Isotomidae
Product: SCY1-like protein 2
Exons: 14
Coding region: 388-2964 (858 amino acids)
Biological process (GO): protein phosphorylation
Molecular function (GO): protein kinase activity; ATP binding
Source: RefSeq, a predicted model, not a curated record
UUUUCUUGCAGAUGUUGUCAUCACUCGGGUUUGGUCAUCGCUGAUCGAUCAUCGUUACUAAAAAUUGGCUAAUAUUUUCCUAUUUACUUAAUUGUUAACAAAUAUCAUCUAAAAUUAUUAUAAGUUGUGAUAAAUCAUAAUAGUUUCAAGUCAACUUACUCAAAAGCUUUACAUUUUCCAAGGUUUUACGGUACCGAUGUUUAUGUGAUAAUAUUUAAAUCAUCAUUCCAUUUUGAACGUUAAGAAAUUUUAAAGUGUACAAGAUUUUUGAGGAAAAGAAGUAUCACUUGUAAAUUUACUAUUGGGCAGAACAGAAAUCAACUGUGUGGGCGGAGGAGAAUACGUUUUUAAUAAGCUGUCCAUGUCUUUGGUGACCCGUUAAUCAAAAUGAACAUGAUGAACUUGAACGUGAAUAUGGACACGGUGAUCAACAAGUUGAGGAACACGGUGACUACUGUGACCAGCACCGUUUCCCAGUUGUCGGUCGUCCUCCCAGGAAAUCCGGUCACGAGGGAGUACGAGGUCACGCAACAUAUCGCUAGUGGAGGGCCUGGAUUAUUGUGGAAGAUUUAUGCUGGUUACAAGAAAAGUACGAAACAAGAAGCGGCCAUAUUUGUCUUUGAGAAGAAGCAAUUGGACAAGUGGAGUCGAAAAGACAGGGAUAACAUGGUUGAUAUAUUGAAGAAAGGAGUUAACCAGCUGACGAGACUAAAACAUCCACGGGUUCUAACGGUUCAGCAUCCUUUAGAAGAGUCGAGAGAUAGUUUGGCAUUUGCGACGGAACCGGUAUUUGCCAGCUUGUCCAAUGUCUUGGGGGAGUACACCAACAUGCCUGAUGACGUAGGGGACGGGUCGAUUAGGAAAUAUAAAUUACAAGAAAUUGAAAUAAAAUAUGGACUUUUACAGAUUUGUGAAGGUAUCACAUUCCUAAAUAAUGAUGCAAAAAUUUUACACGGGAACCUUUGUCCCGAGUCGGUAAUCAUUACAAAACAAAAUUCGUGGAAAAUAUGUGGCCUAGAGUUUUGUAUAACUGCGGUAGUAUCUGGAGCAGAGAUUACUUGGCCUUCGAAAUCUUACGACAACGAUGCACAUCCUCUAACACAGCCUUGUUUGGAUUACCUCGCACCGGAAAUCACAACGUCAAUGUCGUGCUCUCCAGCCAGUGAUAUGUUUUCUAUUGGCAUGUUGACAUAUACAUCUUUCAACUCUGGAAAACCAAUGUUUGCAAAUAGAGGGGACUGGAACCGGCAUCGACAGAACAUUAUUGUGUACAAUCAAUUGCCUGAUUCGAAACUGACUGAAAUACCUCCAGAGUUAAAAAUAUUUGUUCGAAGACUGUUGAAUUUCAAUUCUGUGGAGAGGCCUGAUUCUCAUGAGUUUGCAAAGCUUGAAUAUUUUCAUGAUGAAGGAGUUAACACCCUCAGAUAUUUGGAUUCAUUGUUCCAAUGGGAUAACUUGCAAAAGAGUAAAUUUUAUAAAGGACUCUCUGAAAUAUUGCCCGGCCUACCCCAAAGAGUCCGACUGCUCAGAGUUAUUCCUUGUCUAUCACAAGAGUUUGUUAACCCUUCGAUGGUUCCGUUUGUCCUUCCAAACGUGCUAAAAAUAGCAGAGUGGUCGACAAAUGAAGAAUUUGUGGAUCAUGUUUUACCAUACUUAAGAGAUGUGAUGAAACUCAGAGAACCUGUUCAGGUGCUAUUUAUUUUUAUGAAAUACAUGGAAGUUCUACUUCAAAAAACGCCACCAGACAUAACGAAAUCGGACGUUCUCCCACUGCUUUACGGUUCUCUUGAGUCAGAUUCACCCCAAGUGCAAGAGCUGUGCUUAUCCAUUAUUCCAAGUUUUGCUGGGCUAAUUGAUUACCCGGCAAUGAAAAACUCGCUACUUCCUAGAAUUAAAAAAUUAGUGAUUUCAACUCCAAGUUUAUCGGUGCGUGUAAACUGUUUAGUCUGUCUCGGAAAAAUAUUGGACCACUUGGACAAAUGGAUGGUAAUCGACUACAUUCUUCCAUUUUUAACCGAAAUUCCAUCCAGGGAUCCUGCUGUAAUAAUGGGAAUCAUAGGAAUCUACAGACUGGCUGUGAACCAUCGGAAAUUAGGAGUGACAAAAGAAAUAAUAGCCACUAGAAUACUGCCCUUCAUAUUUCCUCUCAGUAUUGAAAACGGAUUGACCACCCAACAAUUCUCAACUAUUAUGAACUUUAUUUAUGAUAUGAUCAAAACAGUAGAAACCGAGCACAAAUCAAAGUUGGAGGAAUUAGGGGCCAUUGCGAAAGAACGAGAACAAAUGAAAGCAGAGAUGAGUAGCCAUCCCGUAUUCAAUAAUAACGUGGCAAACUCGUCCAACGACAUAUUUAACGACUUUAGUAUGGCCUCACCAGCUUUUAAUUCAACUGGGGAUACUGGCUCUUCUCCUAAAAAAGCUUCAAUGACGCAAUCUACAACGAUGCCUCUAAUUCCCUCUUCAAACACCAACUCCUCCUCCUCCUCGAUGAAUACACACACCAUGAAUACUGAUCGAAGGUCUUCGUCGGGGAUGCAGCCAGCAAGAAAUACUACAAAUUCCAGGAACGAUCUGAUGUCUUCCCUUCUCAGUUCUAAUUUAAGUCAAAUGGGUGGCGCACCUUCUACUCCCACUCAACCAGCAAUGAUGAUGCCAUUUUCGGCUUCGAUGCCCAUGGGUUUAAGUGGCGCAAACCGAGCCAAUGGUUCAGUUCCAGUCAUGAAUCGAAGUCCUACGAUUGGAUUGACUGGGAUGACACCUUCGUCGGGAACAUCUCAACAACAACCGAUGCAAAAUAUGAGCUUUCCCCAACAAACACGACACGCUACUCCCUCAACAUUCCCAACUAUUCCAGGUGGAAACUCGUCGUUUGGGGUCAUGCAGCCAACUUCAAGCUCUUUAAAUCCCGUCAAACCUAACGUAAAGUCAUUGUCAAAAAGGGAUAUUGACGAUUUACUGAGUUAAAUGUCACACUUAAAAAAAAUUAACAUCACAGACUCACAACACAAUACGUUUACUAAAUAAUUUCAUAUCAUGUCAAAUGCAUUGUAACUUUCAUUUUAAUUAAUCCCAAAUAAAGCAUUUAUCAAACACUUU